CACACCAACUCAUUUCAUUGCAUUGGUGUGACACAACAAAACAACUGUAAUAUUUAUUUUACAAAUUAAAAUAAAAACAGCAUACAUAAUGGCAACUAGUAGCAUAAAUUGUUUGUCCUUGGCAAUGUUGGUGAUUUUUGGAACAUUAAUAUAUAACACGAAUGAGGUUUCAGCUCAAUGUGGAGGAAGCUUUCCAGCACUUGUAUCUCAGUGUUCAAAGUUUGUUCAGAAAUCUGGACCGUCGAUUCCACCAUCACCGGGGUGCUGUGCAGUGAUUAGAACCUUUGAUAUUUCAUGUGGUUGUAAACUUGUGACCAAAGAAGUUGAAAGGUUGGUGAGUAUUCCUAAGGUCAUAUUUGUUGCACGAUCUUGUGGAUUGAACAUUCCACCGGGAUUGCAAUGUGGAUCUGUUAGAGUGCCACCGAAAUUCAAGAAGUGAUCAACAGCUUCGAUCAACUGCCUCAGUGAAAAUGUAUUUCCAGUUGUAUUGAUAAUAUAGCACCUUCCAUUUUCUGUAAUGACAUAUAAAUAAAUAACUAAAUAAAUAAAUAUUCCUCUAUAUCACAUUGUCGUGAGUUCAAGGAACAGCUGUGUCUAAUGGAAUGUGCCAUAUGUAUAUGUGACUGCAUGCAUGAUCUAAUAUCUAAUAUCUGUAUUUUUUAUUUAAAUUAUUGUAAGAUCUAAUAUCUAAUGUACAAGUUUUAUAUCA
Messenger RNA from Cicer arietinum (chickpea), 709 nucleotides. RefSeq lists its product as uncharacterized. The record is from RefSeq and is a predicted model, not a curated record. Lineage: Eukaryota; Viridiplantae; Streptophyta; Magnoliopsida; Fabales; Fabaceae.